GGAGAGAGCUCCAGCCUGUCGCCUGCUGUCUGUCCCGUCGUCCGUCGCGCAUCUCAUCUCCUCACCACAACACACAAUCUUCUCUCGCGCAAUGGCUUCUCGCACCCGGUUAGCGGUGUCAACCGCUUCGAAGCUCAUACGUACUGGCCGGCCACAGCUUCAGGCAUCGCCAAUCGCAGCCGCCAUCAGUACCUCGGCGGUCCGAUCUUUCACCCAGCUGAACUCGCAAUCCGCAUCUUCAAAUCCACAAAACAUCUUCUCCUCUCUAGGACAGCUCAACUCUUCCUCGGGGCCUCCAUCAUACUUCCAAUCACACAGGCGACUUCCGGCAAACACCGUGAUACGGUUCGUCCCACAGCAAACAGCAUGGAUUGUGGAGCGUAUGGGCAAAUUUCACAGGAUACUGGAGCCCGGUCUCGCCAUUCUGAUACCAUUCAUCGAUCGGAUAGCAUACGUAAAGAGUUUGAAGGAGGCGGCUAUUGAGAUUCCGAGCCAAAGUGCCAUUACCGCAGACAAUGUCACGUUGGAGCUCGAUGGUGUGCUUUAUACUCGUGUCUUCGAUGCCUACAAGGCCAGCUACGGCGUUGAAGACGCUGAUUACGCCAUUUCACAGCUCGCGCAAACUACCAUGCGUUCUGAAAUCGGCCAACUCUCCCUAGACCACGUCCUCAAGGAGCGUGCCAACCUCAACGCAAACAUCACCGCUGCCAUCAACGAAGCCGCACAGGAUUGGGGUGUCACCUGCCUCCGAUACGAGAUUCGCGACAUCCAUGCUCCCGAACCAGUUGUCGAGGCCAUGCACCGACAAGUCACUGCCGAACGAUCCAAGCGUGCCGAGAUCUUGGACUCUGAAGGUCAGCGCCAGUCCGCGAUCAACAUUGCGGAGGGUAAGAAGCAGUCGGUCAUUCUUGCUUCUGAGGCAUUGAGGGCUGAGCAGAUCAAUCUGGCAAGUGGUGAAGCGGAAGCGAUCCUGGUCAAGGCUCAGGCAACCGCCAACGGCAUCGAUGCUGUUGCACGAUCAAUCGCCCAAGGCAAGGGCGCUGCACAGGGUGCCGUUUCUCUUUCGGUGGCCGAGAAGUAUGUCGAUGCUUUUGCCAAAUUGGCAAAGGAGGGUACCAGCGUCAUCGUGCCAGGAAACGUUGGAGACAUUGGUGGUAUGAUUGCUAGUGCCAUGGCAGUCUACGGCAAGGUCAACGAUUCCCAGUUGAAGGCUGUGGCUGGACAAGACACAGCAUCUGGCAGGAAGAUUGCCGAGCUCGAGGAGCAACUUGCAUCAAUUGAAGGUAACACUUCACAAGUGUCCAACGCCAUCAACCAGGCUAUGGACCAAAGGCUCAACAAGAACUGAUCAAAGUCGCUGAGACUUACAAUACCAACAAUAAACGCACGAUACUGGAGCAUGGAGCAACACGGACAUUUUUGCUGUACAAUAUCAUGCUGUAUGAUUAGGAUGGGAAGGCUGGCGAGCGAGCAAGCGAGUCGACUGGUUUGUAUUUUGUACAUUGGGUUCUAUGGGCAUUUGCAUUCACCCAAAAGCCGGCGGGUCUUUCCACUGUUGGGAGUUUCUCUUCUCUCAUGGGUACCCACUCUUCGUAUGUUCAUAGGUAAAGGAAUUGUUAGCAUGCCUACGAUAGCUUAUGUAUGAAGUUUUAUCUUCUAUUCGUGCAUAGUUGACGCGUUCUUGGGCCAUUGAUGUAUUCGCCC
Messenger RNA from Aaosphaeria arxii CBS 175.79, 1704 nucleotides. RefSeq lists its product as uncharacterized. The transcript is spliced from 2 exons. Bases 92 to 1348 code for a protein of 418 amino acids. NCBI's taxonomy places the organism in Eukaryota, Fungi, Ascomycota, Dothideomycetes, Pleosporales. The record is from RefSeq and is a predicted model, not a curated record. Gene Ontology annotation, cellular component: membrane.